AUGACACCCAUGGGAACAGGUGUGAUAUCGGCGAUGAUGAUGAUGGUGGUGCAGGGUGACGGCGAUAACCCAAACUUAUUUGAGCUUGAUGAUAACGACCGGUUAGCACAACGACAGGCUGCUGAGGAGAGCUGGCGGCUCCCUGGGUUGGUUGGCGGCUCUUCCUACCGGUUGUCCCAGGCUAGGCCGGGAGGUGAGGGGAGAGGAGGAGAGGAAUGCGAGGGGAGUGUGUUGGGGGACCCCCAGCCCCACCCUGGCCAGCCCUACAGUCGCUACGACCUGGAUGACUUUGACGUGGCCUGGCUGGAGCUGGUCAACCACGAGUUCAGGCAGAUGGCUUUACCUGAGCUGGAUGAGCUGACUAUGGAACGUGUCUUGGUGGAGCUGGAGAGUGUGUGUGAGGAGAAGAUGCAGCAGGCCAUUGAGACGGAGGAGGGCCUCGGCAUCGAAUACGACGAGGACGUGGUGUGUGAUGUCUGCCGCUCGCCGGAGGGAGAAGACGGCAACGAGAUGGUCUUCUGUGACAAGUGCAACGUCUGUGUCCAUCAGGCAUGUUAUGGCAUCCUGAAGGUGCCCCAGGGGAACUGGUUGUGUCGAACCUGCGCUCUUGGUGUCCAGCCCAAAUGCCUGCUCUGCCCCAAGAGAGGAGGGGCCCUCAAGCCCACCCGCAGUGGAACCAAGUGGGUCCACGUCAGCUGUGCCUUAUGGAUCCCCGAGGUGAGUAUAGGCUGUCCAGAGAAGAUGGAGCCCAUCACGAAGGUAUCCCACAUCCCCGCCAGCCGCUGGGCCUUGUCCUGCAGCCUGUGUCGAGAACACACGGGUACCUGCAUACAGUGCUCCAUGCCCUCCUGUAUCGUGGCCUUCCAUGUGACCUGCGCCUUUGACCACGGCCUGGAGAUGAGGACCCUCCUGGCUGAGAACGACGAGGUGCGUUUCAAGUCCUUCUGCCUAGAGCACAGCAGCACCUCCGCCACCGUCAGCCAGGCCACCAAUAACAACACCGCCACUGUCAAUGGCAACCACACCACCAGCAACACCUCCGUGGGCGCGGGCUCCGAGCUCAGACUGGAGCAGCCGCACCAGCCAAACGGCAGCAGCGACCUGGAGCAGAGGUUGGUACCGUGCCCGGUGUCGGUAUCCGAGCGAGCUGAGCGGGACCAGCUGGAAAGAGAGAAGGUGAGCCAAAGGAAACAGAAACUUCAGGAACUGGAGGACGAGUUUUACCGGCUGGUGGACCCCAGGGAGGUGGCGGAAAGACUGGGGCUGCCCGACUGCCAGGUUGAUUUCCUGUACCAGUUCUGGAAGUUGAGGAGGAAGGCCAACUUCAACCGACCUCUGAUGACCCCGAAAAGGGACGAGGUGGACAACCUGGCUCAGCAGGAGCAGGAUGUCUUGUACAGGCGUCUCAAACUCUUCACACACCUUCGACAAGACCUAGAGAGGGUGCGGAAUCUGUGCUACAUGGUGACACGGAGAGAGAAGAUGAAGCACACCCUGUGUGACCUUCAGCAGAAGAUUUUCCACCUGCAGAUACAACUCCUGGAGGAAGACAUGGCUGGAGAGAAAACCCAAAAGGGAGAGAAGAGGAGGCAGGGCAGCGUGAAGGAGAGAGGCAAGGAGAGGCGGAAGAGCAGUCCUGAGAAGAAGGAAAGGUGGAAGUCCGAGAACGGCUCCCUGCUCAAAGAACUAGGUAUCUCCAAGUCUUUCCCAUUGGGCAACCCUCUGUUUGACAGCUGGCUGGCUAAGUCGGUUCAAAUCACCGCUAACGACAUGCUGAGCCAGUGGGCUCUGAGCACCCAGCACCAAGACAAGAGCGCCAGUCUGCUCUCGGAUCAGCUUCUCCAGGGGGAGGAGAGUCUGCUGAAUUUGAUGAUGGAAAACUCCAUGCAGUCUGCCUGGAAGACCCCGCAGCUGGGCCGCAAACCACGGGGUGGCAGCAAGCCCCGCACCCGCGGGCACACCAACUCUGUCACCGGCCCUGCCCCGCCCCGCACCCCCUCUGCCGCUGCCUCCGCCUCAUCCGGCCGCAGGGAGAGCGCUUCCGAGGAGGACGGGCCCGGUAUCACAGGCAACAGAGCAGAGAGGUCAAAGGGCUCCUCCAAAGCCCAGCACCACCGCCACCACCUUCACCAUCCCCCCACAAGACGCUCCGACUCACAGAGGGACCCACCACCGCAGCCCCCCAUUUCCAAGAUGGAUUCCUGUCACAUCUCGGAGGACCACCGGCCUUGGGAACGCAUCUACAUGGGGAACGGAACCGGGGCAGGGUCCACCAUGCUGAUACCCAGCCUUGCUGCCGCCUCCUCCACACUUCUACCCGCCAGUCCUGGACUGGGCGCCAUGUCGCCUGAGACGAGGGGUGUCCCCAGGACUGGAGCCCUGCGGCUACGCCUAUCGCGUCAGGGUAAAUCCCGGGGAAGGAAUGGAGUCGAAGGCGUAGUGGGGGCCGAGUCUAAGGACCACCCUGAGAGAGACCCGCCCCUCCCAGCAAAAGAGGCUUCCCUGUUGGAUGCUGCGGAGACAGACGGGUACUUCUCGGACGGGGAGCUGAGUGACUCAGAUACACGCUCCCACGGACGCAAACUCCGCCUGCCACCGUUGCAUUCUGGGAACGAGGACCUGCUGAGGAGGAGCGUGCUGGCAUCAUAG
This is a messenger RNA of Lampris incognitus (smalleye Pacific opah), 2649 nucleotides long. RefSeq names its product jade family PHD finger 2 (gene jade2). The record is from RefSeq and is a predicted model, not a curated record. The transcript is spliced from 11 exons. Gene Ontology annotation, cellular component: histone acetyltransferase complex. Gene Ontology annotation, biological process: regulation of transcription by RNA polymerase II. The coding region runs from base 1 to 2649 and encodes 882 amino acids. NCBI's taxonomy places the organism in Eukaryota, Metazoa, Chordata, Actinopteri, Lampriformes, Lampridae.